Lutzomyia longipalpis is the source of this 619-nucleotide messenger RNA. Its product is annotated as E3 ubiquitin-protein ligase PPP1R11-like. Gene Ontology annotation, molecular function: protein serine/threonine phosphatase inhibitor activity; protein phosphatase 1 binding. The record is from RefSeq and is a predicted model, not a curated record. Bases 111 to 551 code for a protein of 146 amino acids. Lineage: Eukaryota; Metazoa; Arthropoda; Insecta; Diptera; Psychodidae. Gene Ontology annotation, cellular component: nucleus. The transcript has 2 exons.
UCUUCUGAAACUUCAGUGUAGUGAAAGAUUUUUCAUUCCAGAAGCGAUAAAAAAAGGGUUGUUUUUCGUGAAAAUUUUUGUGAAAAUCAAAUUGUUUGUGUGUGUGCUUGAUGGCAACAUCACCCAGCUCGAGUAUGGAGAGUGCAGCCACAAUCACAACCACCGAAGUGAUAGCACGACCAGCCAACGGAAUUGAGGAAGCUCCCGUUCUCAGGCUUCGUUUGCACAAGCCCAAGAGCGACAAGAAGGUUUCCUGGAAUUCAGACACAGUGGACAAUGAGGGGAUGGGCAAGAAGAAAUCCAAAUGUUGCUGCGUCUACCACAAACCACUGAAUUUUGGUGAGAGUUCAUCGGAGGAUGAGGAUGAAUGUGAGCAUUGCUUCGGGCAUGUGGAGAUGCGGAAAAAGAAGCGAAUACCACCUGAUGGUGAUGCAGAUGAUGAUGGAUCAAAACCUCCAGAAGGGUUUGAUGAAGCAGACGGCGCAGGACCAAGCCGUGAUUCCGGGGGAGGUUCACGGGGUCCUCCGGGAGAGUCAUCGAGUCGCGGUUAAAAUGAUCCUAUGCCCUUUUAAUAAUUAUUGUACUUUAGAUUCCAUAAAUAAAAUGCCUUUAAAAUGUU